This is a messenger RNA of Gasterosteus aculeatus aculeatus (three-spined stickleback), 3348 nucleotides long. Lineage: Eukaryota; Metazoa; Chordata; Actinopteri; Perciformes; Gasterosteidae. The record is from RefSeq and is a predicted model, not a curated record.
GAGAGAAUUUAAACAAUUCGCUAUUACUAAAGUUGUUUACAAGUUAUGUAGUUGAUGCUGAUCUAGGAUCGUAAUUCGUUUUAUAGCUAACUACAGCGUACACAGAAUUUGUAUAAGAUUGAACAAUGAAUUAAAAAAAAUAUGUACAACAUGUUCAAGUUAAGACGUAAAGAAGGAAAUUACAAUGAUAAUAUAAAAGAAAAACUAUAAAAUCAUCUAUAUAUCUGAAUUAAUGACAAAGCUGUACUUAAAUUACAAUGAAAAUAUUGAAUCUUUAUAGAUAUCCUAAUAUAUAUAAAAAUCGAAUACAGUAAGUGCAAUAUAUGUGAAAUAUGAGACCUUAAGGUGCAUCUUUGGACGCAGAUCUAUCCAAAUGUUCAAUGACUCUCAGCUGAGAGCAUCCGGGGUAUUAACAAGUAGAUCUGAGACAGCCGCUGAUCUUCAAACGACCUUUAUUUUGAAACGCUCGUUGACGCUCCGAAGGGCUGGGUCGCUACUUCCGCUUCCUUUCGGCCAUAACGGAAUUAUCCAAGGGCCGAAAAAGAAAGAAAAGUUGCUUUGUAAAUAGUUGCAGCCAUAUUUUUACUGACUUUUUUUGUACCCGUCUCACGCCGCCAAGUACCCCGCGUCACAGAGGGAUUUUUUAAACGGAUUUAACAAGCGUUUUCCGAGCCGUCGCGGAUCGCUUCGGGAGUAAAGUUGUCUUGAAGUUGAGCUGGUGCGGACUCUCCGGUUCCUUACUCUCUUCGGCCGUCGCUCUGGGAUCGUCGUCCCGCGAGCACGAUCCAAGCCUCAUGCUGUCGUGAGCUCAAACCUAUAAGUGAUGUGUGACAACGGAGACCCCGAGGACAAACCCCCCGCCCCCCCGGUGAGGAUGAGCAGCACCAUCUUCAGCACGAGCGGCAAAGACUCCCUCUCGGCCAACCACAGCUCCAAGCCGCUGCCCUCCGUGCCCGAGGAGAGGAAGCCCCGCAAGAAGAUCAUCUCCAUCUUCUCCGGGGCGGAAAAAGGGGGGAGAAAGAAAGAUCGAGACAAAGAGCGACCAGAGAUCUCACCGCCUUCAGACUUUGAGCACACCAUACAUGUUGGCUUCGAUGCCGUCACGGGGGAGUUCACUGGGACCCAGCUCCAAGCGCGGCCACUCGCCAACGCAAACAUGCCCAAAUUCGAGCCGAAGAAAAAGCCGCAGGCCGUCCUCGACGUGCUGAAGUUCUACGACUCCACCGGCAACGGCCGCCAGAAGUACCUCAGCUUCUCUUCUUCUGAAAAAGACGCCUUCUCUCCAGGACCUCAGUCUCCCGUCAAAAAGGGCAGCGAGCUGUCUUCUCCGAACAUCAAAGACAUCGACGAUGACGACGACGAUGAAGAAGCUCCGCCUCCAAUCGUGGCGCCGAGGCCGGAGCACACGAAGAGCGUGUACACUCGCUCCGUCAUCGAGCCCCUCCCCGCGCCGAGCGCGUGUCCGGACGGAGACUCCGCCUCCAAGGCCGCCGACCGGCAGAAGAAGAAGGGCAAGAUGACGGACGAGGAGAUCAUGGACAGACUGAGAACGAUCGUCAGCAUCGGAGACCCCAAGAAGAAGUACACCAGAUACGAAAAGAUCGGUCAGGGGGCGUCGGGAACCGUCUUCACGGCCAUCGACGUGGCCACGGGACAAGAGGUGGCCAUUAAACAGAUCAACCUGCAGAAGCAGCCCAAGAAGGAGCUGAUCAUCAACGAGAUUCUGGUGAUGAAGGAGCUGAAGAACCCGAACAUCGUCAACUUCUUGGACAGUUUCCUGAUGGGGGAGGAGCUGUUCGUGGUCAUGGAGUAUCUGGCUGGAGGGUCGCUGACUGACGUGGUGACAGAGACCUGCAUGGACGAGGCUCAGAUAGCAGCUGUCUGCAGAGAGUGUUUACAAGCUCUGGAGUUCCUGCACGCCAACCAGGUCAUCCACAGAGACAUCAAAAGUGACAACGUCUUGCUGGGGAUGGACGGCUCCGUCAAGCUGACCGACUUCGGCUUCUGCGCUCAGAUCACCCCGGAGCAGAGCAAGCGCAGCACCAUGGUGGGGACGCCGUACUGGAUGGCCCCCGAGGUGGUGACCCGGAAGGCCUACGGGCCCAAGGUGGACAUCUGGUCCCUGGGCAUCAUGGCCAUCGAGAUGGUGGAGGGAGAACCUCCGUACCUGAACGAGAACCCGCUGAGGGCUUUGUACCUGAUCGCCACCAACGGCACCCCAGAGCUCCAGAACCCGGAGAAGCUGUCUCCGGUCUUCAGAGACUUCCUCACGCGCUGCCUGGAGAUGGAUGUGGAGAAGAGAGGCGGCGGCAAAGAGCUGCUGCAGCAUCCGUUCCUGAAGCUGGCGAAGCCGCUCUCCAGCCUCACGCCUCUCAUCCUGGCGGCCAAGGAGGCCAUGAAGGGCAACCGUUAGCGGAGGGGGCUGACCCCCCCCCCCCCCGAUCACACGGCCCUCCCAGCCUCGUUGCUGUGCGCCGGAAAUGUGGCGACCAUUUCAGAUUCCUCUUGCGCGAAGAAAAAGGCCGCGAGUGACUCGACGCGGCGGCCUGAAAAGAAACGCCCUGACGAACCUCACUGUGAAGAAGACCGCAGACACACACAGACACACACACACAAACAGACACACACACACACACCGCUGUCCACUCAGACGUCAGAUGACAAGUCAGACUAAAGUUUUUAGUUUCUAGUUAUCUUGGAUUGUUAGAGCGCCGCUCGUAUUUAACUCGGAAUGAAGAAGACUUCUAGUUCUAUUUUUAGUUGUUUUUUUAAUCAACUGCCUUAAACAAAUGUUGUCUAAUGUAUUGGUUGAUUGUGUCGAUGUUUCUCUCCCCAUGAUUUUUACUACCUUUUGUAAUUUACCUUUCCAGCUCGUGGGGCGUCUUAGUUGUUUUGAUACUUGAAUCUCACAUUCGUCUCCGAUGAACUCUUUGCUAUUUCCACAUCGUGUUUUUUUCUCCGGGUUUUUUUUUAUAGGAAAUGUUUCAGUUAGUUUGUCAUCAUGAAGGUGUGUCGCUCUCCGACCUACUGUACCUGCCCCCCCAUCGUUAGUCUCCUGAUACCAGAGGUGCACCUUAAAGGCCAAUUGUAAUUGAUAGAUUGACAGGGUUUAUACUUUCUUCUCUAUUAUCAAAAAGUAUUUGUAUGUUGAACUCUGUCCGUUUGUGUUCUUCUAGAUUUCUAUAUUGUGUACUUAAUGUUUAGUUUUAUUUUCUUUUUAAAGUGACCAUAUCGUAGCAGUUCGCUGUUGAAAGGAUGAUGAAGACAAUUUGUUUCUUCUUUUUCUUCUGGACUAACAAACUUGUCUUCACACUCAAAUAAACUGUUUGUGCCUUUGUGGUAUUCUAA